AUGCUACUGUACAAAGAGAAAGCGCAGGAGCUGAUGCUUGAAGGCGACUUUUCCGGAGCCAUCAACUUCUACACGCUAGCGUUGAAGACGGAUUCGUCGAAUUCAAAACUUCUUUCCUCAAGGGCAAGGGCCUAUUAUCUCAACUCGCAAGGCAGUGCCAGCAGUAAUCCGUCGCAGACCCAAUGGAAAAAGAUUCUCGACGACUGCAAUAGCGCGUUGGUAGCCGACAAGGAGAACUACGAGGCAUUGUAUUACAGCGCGUUGGCCCAGGCUUAUGGCUAUGGGAGGUUGGAGAAAGGGUUGAAGGCACUUGGGGAAGCAUACACCAAGUCGCUCGCUCGCGCAAAGAGCUCCAAGCAGUAUCUGUUGCCUCAGGAUAUAUAUUUGGAUAUUUUGAAGUUGAAACAGCGGGUACGCCAAGUGUCUUUGCACACCAGCUUGAACGAAUCGAAUCCAUUUUUCAAUAAAUUGGUUUAUCUCCUACAGCAGGAGUAUGAGAAGGAUUUGCAAGAGCUCCUAUCGAAGCAGAUAACCAAAGAUUGCUUGGAUUACGCAACAACGAAGCUUGCUGUGAGAUACAACAAAGAGGUGAAGGAGUUGGUGGAGAUGUUCAAAUUGAAAAACCGGGGGCGAGAAGAGGAAGAAAUGCAACACAUGUCCAACGUCGAGGUUGAACAUCCAGACUUUCUAUGCGACCCAAUCUCCUUCAAUCUCUUUCACGAUCCCGUGAUCACCCCGUCCGGGCAGUCCUUUGAAAAAGCGUGGCUAUGGCAGCACCUAAGCAGCAAGGAUUACGACCCGUUGACGAGGCAAAAGUUGAGCAAGGACAACUGCUAUCCAAAUUUGGGACUCAAAGCUUGUGUUGACCACUAUUUAGCGAUGGGGUCAAAGUUGGAAGGUGGAUGA
This is a messenger RNA of Lodderomyces beijingensis, 906 nucleotides long. NCBI's taxonomy places the organism in Eukaryota, Fungi, Ascomycota, Pichiomycetes, Serinales, Debaryomycetaceae. The record is from the annotation of a GenBank genome assembly.